AUGUUUUCAAGGAUUUCCAAGAGGUGCAUCUCAAUUUCAAUGAAUAGUGAGGUUAAAUUGCCAUUUGUUCCUUUAGUCAGUGAGACUGGGUUCCCUGGAGCAAUUGGAAAUACCGCUUUGUUGAGAUUGCCUAGAAUAUCAGACUCGGUUGGAAGAAACAUUUACGCCAAAGCAGAGUUUAUGAACCCAGGUGGGUCGAUCAAAGAUAGAGCCGCACUUUAUGUAAUUAAGGAUGCCGAGGAAAAAGGUUUGAUAAAACCAGGUGGAACUGUUGUUGAAGGUACUGCAGGAAAUACCGGAAUUGGUUUAGCCCAUGUUUGUCGUGCAAGGGGUUACAAUUGUGUCAUAUACAUGCCAAACACCCAGUCCAAAAACAAGAUUGAAACUUUGAGAUUACUAGGUGCUGAAGUAUACCCUGUACCUGCUGUUGCAUUCACCGAUUCACAAAACUACAACCACCAAGCCAAAAGACACGCCGAAAGUUUGGACAAUGCUGUUUGGACUAACCAAUUCGACAAUGUUGCCAAUAGACAGGCACAUAUUGAAACCACAGGACCAGAAAUCUGGGCCCAGUUGGAUGGAAAAGUAGAUGCAUUCACUUGUUCUACUGGAACUGGAGGAACUUUUGCCGGUACAUCAAGAUACUUGAAAACAAUUAGUAAUGGCAAGACAAAAUGUGUUCUUGCAGAUCCUCCAGGAUCAGUGCUCUACUCUUAUAUCAAGUCCAAUGGAAAGGAAAUGGAGAGAGGAGGCUCCUCUUUCACUGAAGGUAUCGGUCAAGGAAGAGUUACCGAUAAUUUGAAACCAGAUAUCGAAAUCGUCGACGACGCCGUCAAGAUCCCCGAUGAGGACUCGAUUGCCAUGCUUUAUAGGCUAUUGGAUGAGGAAGGGUUGUAUUUGGGAGGUACUGGAGCAUUGAAUGUUGUUGCUGCAGUGGAAGUGGCCAAAACUUUACCAGAAGGAAGUAACGUUGUGACUAUUUUGGCCGACUCUGCCCACAAAUACAGUGAUAGAAUCUUUUCCAAGACCUGGUUGAAGGAGAAAGGGUUAUAUGGUGCUAUUCCAGACCAUUUGAAAAAGUAUGCCGUUUUGGAUUAG
Messenger RNA from Lodderomyces margitis, 1098 nucleotides. RefSeq lists its product as uncharacterized. Gene Ontology annotation, cellular component: cytoplasm. The transcript has a single exon. Lineage: Eukaryota; Fungi; Ascomycota; Pichiomycetes; Serinales; Debaryomycetaceae. The record is from RefSeq and is a predicted model, not a curated record. Gene Ontology annotation, molecular function: pyridoxal phosphate binding; cysteine synthase activity. The coding region runs from base 1 to 1098 and encodes 365 amino acids.